GAGAGCUUCGACGCGGUCUCGAGGGUGACUCUGGCCCUGCGCCGCUUGGGCACCAAGAUGAUGGCCGCCGGGGGCAACUCCGAGACCACGAAGCUGAUGUCUGGGAGGGCCAUCAGCUUGUGCAAGGCCGUGGCGGGGCCUAGCGAGGCCAUCGAGUCCCUCCUGGUGGCCCAGGGCGAGGCCAAGCGCAACAUCUCGAAGGCGGACGUGGCGGAGGCUCUCAAAGCCAUGAGCGUCCCGUACAAGCAGAUGGUCGAGCUCUUCAAUGAGAUCGUGAUCCAGGUGAAGUCCGCGGCCAAGGGCAGCAAGACCGCCGACGCGGCCAAGGGCUUGAAGCCGAUCAAGCUUUAG
Molecule: messenger RNA, 351 nt
Organism: Prorocentrum cordatum
Lineage: Eukaryota; Dinophyceae; Prorocentrales; Prorocentraceae
Source: the annotation of a GenBank genome assembly